Messenger RNA from Acanthamoeba castellanii str. Neff, 1686 nucleotides. RefSeq names its product carboxylesterase superfamily protein. The transcript has 13 exons. The record is from RefSeq and is a predicted model, not a curated record. NCBI's taxonomy places the organism in Eukaryota, Discosea, Longamoebia, Acanthamoebidae. Bases 1 to 1686 code for a protein of 561 amino acids.
AUGGCUUUGUCGCGGCGCUGCCUGCUCCCCGUCCUGCUGGUGGUCACUCUCACAGUGGUGUUCGCUCUUCACGGAGCAGCCGCCGGGAGUGAGGACGACGUGUUGGUGAAGACGCCGUUGGGCGUGGCGCGCGGCCUCGUGGGUCCCGGCUUCUUCUCCUUCCGUGGCCUUCCCUACGCCGAACCGCCGGUGGGCAAUCUGCGGUGGCAAGCGCCCGUGCCCAAGGCCUCGUGGGGACCCAACGUGCUCGACGCCUCUGCGUUUGGGCAUUGCUGCAUGCAGCCGGGACACUGGAGCGACAUCAGCGAGGACUGUCUCACGCUCAACGUCUUCACGCCCCAGAACGCCACCUGCGGCGGCACCGGAGCCCAGCUGCUGCCGGUCAUUCUGUUCAUCCACGGCGGCGCGUUCGUCAAUGGUUGCUCACGCGAGCGGGUUUUCACGAGUGACUUCGUCGUCAACUCGACCAACACCAUUUUGGUGACCACCAACUACCGCCUGGGCGCCCUGGGCACCUUCGCCAACGACAUCUCUCAGGGCAACUUCGGUCUGCUGGACCAGAUCACGGCCAUGGAGUGGGUGAAGGCCAACAUCGCCUACUUCGGCGGCGACCCCAAUCGGGUGACGAUCUCGGGCGAGUCGGCGGGCGCCAUGUCCGUCGGCAUGCACCUGGCCUCGCCGGUUAGCAUCCAGCGCAACCUCUUCCAGGCCGCCAUCCUCGAAAGCGACCCCUUCUCCUUCCAGUCGCCCUCAUUGAACGAGGCCAAGGAGUACGCGACGUUCUUGGGGGCCUACCUGGCCUGCCCCGAGAACGACAUGGCGUGCCUGCUCUCCAAGCCGGCCGAGGAGGUGAUCGCGGCGCAGAGCAAGGUGCUGGUGGUGCCCUGGCCGCCGAAGCUCGCCAUCAAUGCGCUCCCGUGGAUGCCCUUUGUCGACGGCACCGUCAUUGCCGAUCAAGCUCUCAGCAGGUAUGCGGCGGGCAAAUUCCACAGGGUGCCCGUGCUGGUGGGGACCAACCAGAACGAGACGCUCACCUUCGCCAUGGACAUCACUUCGCCCCUGCACAACCAGGCACGCAUCAGCUCUCUCUCGCGCGCAGCACCCGACGGGAGCGCUAUCUACGACUGGGAGUACGAGUCGCUCAUGUACGUCCUGUUCGGCGAACAUGCCUUGGAAGUGCUGAAGCUCUACCCGCCCACGUACACGGGACAGGACUUCUACACGCUGGUGCGGAUGACGACCGAUUUCCUGUUCGUGUGCUCCACCCGCAACGCCGCCCUCUCGCUUUCGUCGUACGGCGUGCCCGUCUUCACGUACCACUUCCUCCGCUCGGCGCCCCCGCACACCGACCCCGCCAACCCGCCCUAUUGCUCCGUCAAUAACUCCGUGUGCCACGCUUCGGAGCUUGUGUACGUGUUCCACUCGGCGAGCUUCUUCGCCGACGAGGGCUACGCGUUCUCGCCCGCGGAUUCGCAGCUGUCGUGGGAAAUGCUGCGCCACUGGACCACCUUCGCCCAUACCCAGCCGGGGCGGAACAACAAUGCGACCGUACCCAGCGCUCUGUGGGCGCCCUUCUCCUCCAGCAACCUGGCGUCAAUGGCCUUCAACGUGCCCCAGAGCAGCCUGACCCAAGGAUUCAAUAAGCUGAACUGCGACUACUGGGACUCCAUUGGCUAUCAUUUCUGA